AUGGCGGCACCUACAGUUGAGAACGCUAGGGAGAAGGCUUUAGGAGAUUAUCGUAAAAAGCUUCUAGAACACAAGGAAUUAGAAGCUCGCCUUAAAGAAAUGAGAGAGAACCUCAAGGAGUUAACCAAGCAGUAUGACAAGUCAGAGAAUGAUCUGAAAGCCUUGCAGAGUGUCGGACAGAUAGUCGGAGAAGUCUUGAAACAGCUUACAGAGGACAAAUUUAUUGUGAAGGCCACUAAUGGACCACGCUAUGUUGUCGGCUGCCGGCGGCAGCUAGACAAAACCAAGCUGAAAUCUGGGACACGAGUGGCACUGGACAUGACUACUCUGACCAUCAUGAGGUACCUGCCUCGGGAAGUGGAUCCGUUGGUUUACAACAUGUCCGUGGAGGACCCCGGAGAUGUCUCGUUCAAUCAGAUUGGUGGUCUUGGUGAACAGAUUCGGGAACUACGAGAGGUCAUAGAGCUACCGCUACUGAACCCUGAGCUGUUUCAACGAGUGGGCAUCACCCCACCCAAGGGUUGUCUGCUGUACGGACCUCCAGGCACUGGGAAGACUCUCCUGGCCAGGGCAGUUGCCAGUCAGCUUGAUUGUAAUUUUCUCAAGGUGGUGUCCAGUGCUAUAGUUGACAAGUACAUCGGAGAGAGCGCUCGUCUCAUCAGGGAGAUGUUUGCUUUCGCCAGGGACCACGAGCCCUGCAUUAUUUUCAUGGACGAGAUUGAUGCCAUUGGUGGUAGGCGGUUUUCCGAGGGUACAUCGGCUGACAGAGAGAUCCAGAGAACUUUGAUGGAGUUGCUGAACCAGAUGGAUGGCUUUGAUGCUCUAGGCCAGGUCAAGAUGAUCAUGGCAACCAAUAGACCGGACACUCUUGACCCUGCCUUGUUGCGGCCUGGUAGACUGGACCGCAAGAUUGAAAUCUCACUGCCCAAUGAACAGGCCAGGUUGGAAAUUCUGAAGAUUCACGCCAACCCGAUUGCCAAGCACGGAGAAAUAGAUUGGGAAGCUGUGGUGAAGCUUUCGGAAGAUUUCAACGGAGCUGAUUUGAGAAAUGUCUGCACUGAAGCAGGAAUGUUCGCCAUCAGAGCUGAGCGUGACUACGUCGUCGAGGAAGACUUCAUGAAGGCUGUGAGGAAAGUUGCAGACAACAAAAAGUUGGAAAGCAAGCUGGAUUACAAGCCUGUUUAA
This is a messenger RNA of Candidula unifasciata, 1185 nucleotides long. Lineage: Eukaryota; Metazoa; Mollusca; Gastropoda; Stylommatophora; Geomitridae. The record is from the annotation of a GenBank genome assembly.